Molecule: messenger RNA, 1308 nt
Organism: Uloborus diversus
Lineage: Eukaryota; Metazoa; Arthropoda; Arachnida; Araneae; Uloboridae
Product: zinc finger protein 271-like
Exons: 1
Coding region: 1-1308 (435 amino acids)
Biological process (GO): central nervous system development; regulation of transcription by RNA polymerase II
Cellular component (GO): nucleus
Molecular function (GO): DNA-binding transcription factor activity, RNA polymerase II-specific; RNA polymerase II cis-regulatory region sequence-specific DNA binding
Source: RefSeq, a predicted model, not a curated record
AUGCAUCUGAGAGUCCAUACUGACGAAAAACAGUAUAAUUGUGAACAUUGUUCUAACUCAUUUCACAGCGCUUCCGAUUUAAAGAAACACCUGAGAACCCAUACUGGAGAGAAUCCUUAUUCCUGUGAGCAUUGUUCAAGGGUAUUUUCCUACGCUUCCGCAUUAAAGAUACAUCUAAAAGUACAUACUGGAGAGAAACCGUAUUCCUGUGAAUAUUGCUCAAGGGCAUUUUCUAGGGCUUCACAAUUAUCGAGUCAUUUGAGAACCCAUACUGGCGAGAAACCAUAUUCCUGUGUACAGUGCUCAAAAGCAUUUCUCUGCGCUUCCAAUUUGAAGAAACAUUUGAAAGUACAUAGUGGAGAGAAGACGUAUUCCUGCAUACUGUGCUCAAAGGCAUUUACUCAUACUUCCAGUUUAAAGAAACAUCUGAGAAUUCAUACUGGAGAGAAACCAUAUUCCUGUGAACAUUGCUCAAAGGCAUUUUCUAGGGCUUCAUACUUGUGGAGUCAUCGGAGAAUUCACACUGGCGAGAAACCAUAUUCCUGUGUAAAGUGCUCAAAAGCAUUUUCCCACGCUUCCGAUUUAAAGAAACAUCUGAGAGUACAUACUGGAGAGAAACCGUAUUCCUGUGAAUAUUGCUCAAAGGCAUUUUCUAGUUCUUCACACUUAUCGAGUCAUUUGAGAACCCAUACUGGCGAGAAACCAUAUUCCUGUGUACAGUGCUCAAAAGCAUUUCUCUGCGCUUCCAAUUUGAAGAAACAUUUGAAAGUACAUAGUGGAGAGAAGCCGUAUUCCUGCAUACUAUGCGCAAAGGCAUUUACUGAUACUUCCAGUUUAAAAAAACAUCUGAGAAUUCAUACUGGAGAGAAACCAUAUUCCUGUGUACAUUGCUCAAAAGCGUUUUCCCGUGCUUCCGAAUUAAAGAAACAUCUGAGAGUACAUACUGGAGAGAAACCGUAUUCCUGUGAACAAUGCUCAAAGGCAUUUACUCAUACUUCCAGUUUAAAGAAACAUCUGAGAAUUCAUACUGGAGAGAAACCAUAUUCCUGUGAACAUUGCUCAAAGGCAUUUUCUAGGGCUUCAUACUUGUGGAGUCAUCGGAGAAUUCAUACUGGCGAGAAACCAUAUUCCUGUGUAAAGUGCUCAAAAGCAUUUUCCCACGCUUCCGAUUUAAUGAAACAUCUGAGAGUACAUACUGAAGAGAAACCGUAUUCCUGUGAAUAUUGCUCAAAGGCAUUUUCUAGUUCUUCACACUUAUCGAGUCAUCUGAGAACCCAUACUGGCGAGAAACCGUAUUCUUGUAUAUAG